AUGAUCGAGUUCACAGGGGAAAGAAACUACUCUGCUGUGAACAUUGUGGGAAGAGUUUCAAUCAGAGAGGAUCACUCAAAGAUCAUGAACGGAUUCACACAGAUACUGGAAUCUGAGAGUUUUAAAACAGAACCUCAGUGUGAGACACAAGGACUUGAUCUUCAAGAAUCUCAUGAAUCCUGUUCAGAUGUUGUGUCUCCCAGUGUGAAGAGUGAAAGUGAUCUGGACUCCAGCUGCACUGCAGAUCUGUCCAGGAUUCAGUCCCUCAGCACUGCAGCACUGGACACUGUGUCCCAUCCGGAGUCUGACCAGAUUAAAACACAGACUGAGGAACCACUGAGCAUCUGUGCUAAAGAUCUCAAGAAUCUCAAGAAACGGACUCACACGGGAGAGAAACUGCUCUGCUGUGAACAUUGUGGGAAGAGUUUCAAUCAGGCAGGAGCUCUCAAGGAUCAUGAACGGAUUCACACAGGAGAGAGACCGUACUGCUGUGAACUCUGUGGGAAGAGUUUCAACCGUUCAGGAACCCUCAGAAGUCACAAACGGAUUCACACAGGAGAGAGACCGUACUGCUGUAAACAGUGUGGGAAGAGUUUUCAUGUGGCAGCAUCUCUCAGGCGUCAUGAACGUAUCCACACAGGAGAGAGACCGUACUGCUGUGAGCACUGUGGGAAGAGUUUCAAUCAAGCAGAAAAUCUCAAGAUUCAUGAACGGAUUCACACAGGUGAGAGACCGUACUGGUGUGAACAGUGUGGGAAGAGCUUCAAGCAGGCAGGAGCCCUCAAGUAUCAUGAACGGAUCCACACAGGUGAGAGACCGUACUGUUGUGAACACUGUGGGAAGAGUUUUAAUCAGGCAACAAAUCUCAAGAUUCAUGAACGGAUUCACACAGGAGAUAGACUGUACUGGUGUGAACAGUGUGGGAAGAGCUUCAAGCAUGCAGGAGCCCUCAAGUAUCAUGAAAAGAUUCACACAGGAGAGAAACCGUACUGCUGUGAACACUGUGGAAAGAGCUUCAGUUUGGCAACAAAACUCAAGACUCAUGAACGAAUUCACACCAGUGAGAAACCUUUCUGCUGUGAACAUUGUGGGAAGAGUUUUAGUCAGGCAGGAGUCCUCAAGUAUCAUGAACGGAUUCACACUAGAGAUAGACCGUACUGCUGUGAGCACUGUGGGAAGAGUUUCAACCGUUCAGGAAACCUGAAACGUCAUGAACGGAUUCACACAGCAGAGAAACGCUUGUAGCAGCAACGCGUGUUAUUUUACCUAGAAUGAGGUGAUAUGAAAUAUUAUUAGACAUCUCUCUGUCGUUCUUACCAAACAACCUGAGCCUCAUCAUGAAAGUAAAGGAAUGCCGCUAAGAAAUGGUGCCAUUUGUCAAGGAUCUUCCAACACACAUGAACACAGAUCAGGACCUUAUCAAGAUGUCUAAAUAAGCCAGCUGCUGUAUCCCCCUGCAGCUCACAGCUGGCAACGCACCGGAGCUCAGACAGGUGUGUGUCUAGCCAGCACCUG
Lepisosteus oculatus (spotted gar) is the source of this 1515-nucleotide messenger RNA. Lineage: Eukaryota; Metazoa; Chordata; Actinopteri; Semionotiformes; Lepisosteidae. The record is from RefSeq and is a predicted model, not a curated record.